AUGGCGGCGUGCGUUAGAGAUCGUGGUGCGCAGGAUAAGACCGUACCACCGUUUAUGGCUGAUGAAUCAGGUAGAGGCGGGUCGCAGAUCGGGCUGGCGAGCCAGAUCGGGUUGAGGAUGAGUAGUAAAUCAGUGGAGGAGCCGUGGGAUGAUAGCUCAUCGUCCAUCGGAGAGAUCAGUGAAAACGAGGAGGAAGACGACGACGACGUUUCAUCCCAAGUAGGAGGAGGAGGAACACUUGAUACAUUCAGCUCCUCUCUAGAAGACUCUCUACCGAUUAAGAGAGGGUUAUCGAACCAUUACGUGGGUAAAUCAAAAUCAUUUGGAAAUUUAAUGGAAGCUAGCAAAGCAAAGGAUCUGGAGAAAGUAUAG
Molecule: messenger RNA, 372 nt
Organism: Eruca vesicaria subsp. sativa (arugula)
Lineage: Eukaryota; Viridiplantae; Streptophyta; Magnoliopsida; Brassicales; Brassicaceae
Source: the annotation of a GenBank genome assembly